Molecule: messenger RNA, 1497 nt
Organism: Grammomys surdaster
Lineage: Eukaryota; Metazoa; Chordata; Mammalia; Rodentia; Muridae
Gene: Ptges3l
Product: prostaglandin E synthase 3 like
Exons: 7
Coding region: 697-1146 (149 amino acids)
Biological process (GO): protein folding; chaperone-mediated protein complex assembly
Cellular component (GO): nucleus; cytosol
Molecular function (GO): protein-folding chaperone binding; Hsp90 protein binding
Source: RefSeq, a predicted model, not a curated record
GGAGAGCUCGGAGCCGCUCCAGGCUCUUCGGCUGCCGCCUCCUCCGAGAACGUCGUUGCCCCAGGACCGGCUUCGGCCACUGCCCCCACGGGAGCCCAGCGCACAGUCUCGCAUGGUGGCAGCGACUCCUCCUCCUCCUCCUCCUCUUCUUCUUCGUCCUUCGCCUUAGGCCCGACGGCGGUCACCACAGUUCCCAGCUCUGUAGAGGUUCCCACCGCCGCCAUCUUCCCGGAAACGCCGCCGCACGUCAGUUGCGCCCCUUACUGCCAUGGCAACGGGCUUGUGUAAGCGGUGGGCGGGGCUUGUAGCCUCCAAUCUCGGGAGGGCCCGCCCCCUCGGGACUUAUUUAAUGCUUUUUGUGAAUUAGACACAGGAAUACUUUGCGUUGGAAGAACAAGUGAAUGAAACCCAGAACAAGUAAUGUCCUGCCUAUAGGGUCUAGGGUAGUCCUUUCCCUGUACAAAAAGGGUAGAUAUUGUAUUCCUGAUCUGUCUAUUUCUGGAGACUCCGAGAUGUAGUAAACGCUCCCAGAGUCCUUCUGGAGUGCAAAUCACUUUUGCUGUCAAGCCACCUUUCCCUCCCUCUCAACCCUUCCUCCUACCAUAUUAGGAGAGACAGCUGCUAGGGAGCUCUUAGGAGCUAAAGAUAGAGGCCUUUGCUUGGGACUCCAAAAGCCACGGGGCAGCUGGAGCCACCAUGGAACGGCAGCAUGCCCGGACUCUGUGGUACGACAGACCCAAAUAUGUUUUCAUGGAGUUUUGCGUUGAGGACAGCACCGACGUCAAUGUGCUCCUUGAGGACCACCGCAUUGUGUUCAGCUGCAGGAACGGUGAUGGGGUGGAGCUGUACAAUGAGAUUGAGUUCUAUGCCAAGGUGAACUCCAAGGACUCCCAGGAUAAGCGCUCUGGUCGCUCCAUUACUUGCUUUGUGAGGAAAUGGAAGGAGAAGGUGGCCUGGCCUCGGCUCACCAAGGAGGAUAUAAAGCCUGUGUGGCUCUCUGUGGACUUCGAUAACUGGAGAGACUGGGAAGGAGAUGACGAGGUAGAGCUGGCUCAGGUGGAACACUAUGCAGAGCUUUUGAACAAGGUCAGCACUAAGAGGCCUCCUCCUGCCAUGGAUGAUCUGGACGAUGAUUCUGACAGCUAACUAGCUUUCUGUGACAGCGGACCUGGGGAGGAGGCUGUAGCUGCUGUCAUGCUGAAAAGCUAGGAUGGGGCCUUCUUCAACUACUUCACUAUGCAUGAAGAGCCACAGAGACCUCUGAACUCUUCUAGAAGCUCUUUCUGAAGGGUCCCUCUCCAUGUGUUAGGUCUUUCUUCUGGCACCUGAGUGUGGGCCUGCAUCAGAUGGGGUGGAAAGCUGACUGGUGGGGCUACUGACUUCCCACUGACUUGACUUAGAAUCUGUGCUUGGGAAGCUUGGGGUUUGGGACAUGUGUUUACAUGUGGUAAAGCAAGGGCCAAAGAAGAAAGAGAUUAUAAUAAAUUCUAGGAAUGA